Acanthosepion pharaonis is the source of this 660-nucleotide messenger RNA. Lineage: Eukaryota; Metazoa; Mollusca; Cephalopoda; Sepiida; Sepiidae. The record is from the annotation of a GenBank genome assembly.
AUGGGCAACGCAGGACUCAGCGGCGGCAGCAGCGAUAGCGGCGGCAGCCGCGACAGCGGCGACCGCCGCGCUCUCCUCGUUCCCCGCGGCCCGUCUCUCCGUCGGCGACGCGAGCGCAAAAGCAGAAUCCGGAGGGCGUCGAGGUCGAGUUGCAGGCAGAGCCAACAAACAGCGUUCCCCGCCGGUAACCCCCGGAACGACGUCUGCGCCGGCAUGAUGGGCGCUACCGCCCGAGCGAAACCCGGGCAACAACCAAAUAGAGCUUGGGCCACGUUCGGCAGCACCGGACUGAGUCCCCCCGCGAUCGCGGUGAGCGGUCCCACCGUUUACCACUGGGUGGUUUCACGUUCCCUUGAACUCUCUCUCUCCAAAGUUCUUUUCAACUUUCCCUCACCCAAUUUGAGCUACGUUACCAAGCAACCCGACUCUCGGAUCGAAGGCCGUCGCUCGCCGUCCGCACCGACUGAGUCUGGCACCCGCUGCGGGCGGCCCCGAUCGAGGGAACUCCGAACUACGCGAGACGAAAACGAGCGGCUGCCUUCGACCCAUGCGCCACACGUCCCGAAGCCUUUUACUUGCGACGGGAUUCGGCGUUGGGCUUCUCCCGGUUCACUCGCCGUUACUAAGGGAAUCCACGCAAAACGCGACCACGCACAGUGA